GGGAAUUCUAUGUUAGGCCACAAGAUAAAGUUUGUUUGGACCAUUCCUGAAAUAGUCCUGAAUUCAAAGGCGUACAUCACCUCUGCAUAACUCUGCUAAAAAUAGACUCUACCUUUGAAUUCUGAUUUCUGCUCAUUUAAUCUUCCUUCCUCCCUCACAUGAUACCCCUUUUCCCCGCACCAAACGCCUCCUUACUUAUUCUCUCUAAAUACACAACCAACCACGCUUCACUCUCAUGUCUUCACCUUCCUCUCUCUCAACUCUCUCCAAUACUCCAAUGGAAGCCUUUUGCGUGCUCGAAUUCCAAUCGACGUCGCCUGAAUCACCCCCGCCGCCGCCUGAGCAAACUGAUGACGAGGACUCGUUUUUUGAUCUGGUUCUCAAAUCGCCUGAUAUCCGAUCUACCGAAUCUCCUGGAGAUGUAUUCCGGAGAGGAAACGGUUAUGUGAAUUCGAGGCCUCUGUGUAAAGUCACUCUCGUGAGAUCGACUCCUAAAUUCAGAGUUUUCAUGUUAGGUUUCGGGAAAUCGGUGAAAUGCGAGAGAUCGGAGUCCAACGGGGAGACCAAACGGAGUCCGUUGAUUCAUUCUCCCAGAUCUCCGAAGGUAACAUGCAGAGACGAGAAAACGCUAGGCACGUGCCGUGUGGCCAGAGCCAACAGUUUGAGAAGCCAGCUUCUGAAAGAGACUUCCGAUUACGAAAACUCGCCGGAAAAGUCGUCGAGAGGUUUGAUUCCUAAGUAUCUGAAGCUGAUUAGACCUCUCUACUUGAUGGUUUGGAGGAGGCAGCACGAGAAGAAGAAGCCAACGGAAUCCUCGACGCCGUUUGCUUCUCCUGCCAACAUUUCGCCGAAAAGGAUUUCCGACGGUAGCAGGAUCGGCAGCUUUAAGAUAGCGGCGAGGCGUUUGGGGAAAAGCCGAUCGGCGUCAACGGCGGUAGGCAUGUCGCCGCAACCAGCCCGCCGGCGAGACGAUUCUCUUUUGGAACGACUCGACGGAAUCCAAAACGCUGUUCUGUACUGCAAAAGAUCCUACAGCAGCUCCUCAUCCAAAGAAUUUUCAAACAUAUAUCAAUCUUCAGUUGAUCACAGUAAAAGUUCAUAUGAAGAGUCAAAGAGAUGCAGCAUUUGAAUCAGAAAUCAAACAGAAAAAGAUACAAUGUGAUGACGGUUGUGAAUUGCAACUAUGAUUAUAGAAUUUGGAAGAUUAUUGUUUGAUUACUUGAUAGUACAAAGAAGCCGGUGUUUGUGUGCAGUGUGAAAAUGUUAGUAUUGAUUAAAGUUUUCGGUUUUGUAUAUUCUAAAUUACUACUCCCUAUCCGUAUCAUUUUAUUGCUUUUAAAUUUUAAA
Messenger RNA from Salvia splendens (bonfire salvia), 1347 nucleotides. RefSeq names its product probable membrane-associated kinase regulator 2. Gene Ontology annotation, cellular component: plasma membrane. The transcript is spliced from 2 exons. NCBI's taxonomy places the organism in Eukaryota, Viridiplantae, Streptophyta, Magnoliopsida, Lamiales, Lamiaceae. The record is from RefSeq and is a predicted model, not a curated record. Bases 236 to 1129 code for a protein of 297 amino acids.